Molecule: messenger RNA, 1137 nt
Organism: Colletotrichum higginsianum IMI 349063
Lineage: Eukaryota; Fungi; Ascomycota; Sordariomycetes; Glomerellales; Glomerellaceae
Product: tRNA (Adenine-N(1)-)-methyltransferase
Exons: 2
Coding region: 1-1137 (378 amino acids)
Molecular function (GO): protein binding
Source: RefSeq, a predicted model, not a curated record
AUGACCCAGCUCGAGCAUCUUCCUGGCGAGCUCCUCGCAAGCGUCGCCGAAUGGGUCAAAGAGAUCUGUGGCCUCGCCUCUCUGACCAAGACGAGCCGGCGUCUCAAUGCGGUUGCCACACCGCUGCUGUAUCGCGAAGAAGUACGCCGCAACAACCAAAGCGCCCUGUUGUACUGCGCUGGCGAAGGCCUUCUGGGAUCUUUGGAGCUUCUCCGAGCCGCCGGCCAAGAUCUUGCCGCGAGAAGGAUCAGUUAUUCCGAACCCGAAGCAACGAUCAGAGAACCAUUCAACACAGACAGGAGAUCUGGGGCUUCCGGACGUCCCCGUUUGCCUAGGGGAGUUGGAAAGACUUGGGAGGGAGCAAUCCACCGCGCCGUUUUAAAAGGCGAGGCCGAGGUAGUUCGCUGGCUGAUUACCAACGGCGUACCCGUCAAUCAGUCAUCAAAAAAUCUAUGCAAGUGCGAUAAUGCCUUAGGUCCGGAUCCCAAUACUCCCCUGCGUUUAGCCCUGUGCCACCGCCAGAUGGAGGCGGCUCACAUUCUCCUGGCAAACGGUGCCACAAUGAGGUACAUCGGAGCCUUUCCGGAUACGACGGCCUGGCAAGCCGCUGUGGGCGGGCAUCAACCAGCUGCCGCAAUGGAAUUUGCUUUCUCCGUUGCCUCCAAGCACUCUGAGGUCAUCCAUGGUCAUAUGGGCAGCUUCACGGACGAGAAGCAUCAUUCAGAAAACGCUAUACGAGACAGUUGCAUCAAACCAAUGGUGGAACUAGACGAUCAAUCUCAGUCCUAUAGCGCAACGGCUGCUUCGCACUUUUGGGAAGUUGCCCAAGCUGACACCAUUGCGGGCAUCGACAAUCCACUUCAGCAAGACGGCCUCGCGGAUACCGAUGGCGCCGUUCAGGCAGGAAGCGCGAUGGCUAUCGACGUACCAGGCCCCAAGCUACAGUGCAAAGGACGUCCUAUUGCGGAAGACGAUAUUCUCAGCGCUGUCACCGACUUGUUAGACCCGAUCGCUGCCAUAGAGGCCUACGCCGACAGCGAUAAGAAGGAGUAUGUCUUAGGCCAAAAGAGACGGUUGAAAAAGAUCGCUACAAGAGCUAGCCACAAGAAGAAGAAGAUUGCUGGACACUACGUCUGA